This is a messenger RNA of Thalassophryne amazonica, 3505 nucleotides long. Its product is annotated as immunoglobulin superfamily member 3-like. Lineage: Eukaryota; Metazoa; Chordata; Actinopteri; Batrachoidiformes; Batrachoididae. The record is from RefSeq and is a predicted model, not a curated record.
UGACUCUCAGCACGUCGUCUCCUGCCUGAUCCAGGAAGCACGCUGUCAGAACCGAAGCCUGAUCUAAAGGGAAUUCUGGGAUUCUGCGGGGCGACACCACGAUGGAAACCAGUGCGCUGUUCUUCGUCUGUGCGCUGCUCGCAGGUGUUGCCGAGGCUCAGAGAGUGGUGACGGUGCAGAGUGGACCUCUGAUACGGACCGAAGGCUCCCACGUGACAAUCUGGUGCAACGUGAGCGGCUACAAAGAGGGCAUCGAGCAGGACUUUGAGUGGUCCGUGUACUUGCCGUCGGUGCCAGACAGAGAGAUCCGCAUCGUGAGCACGGCUCAGCCAAAGUAUGCCUAUGCGGUGUACUCCCAGAGGGUGAAUAGUAAAGAGAUCUAUGUGGAAAGGCUGAGCCGCGACUCGGCGGUGCUCCACAUCAGCAAAGUGCAGCCCAUAGACCAGGGUCUUUUUGAGUGUUACACGCCCAACACAGACGGGCAGUAUCUGGGCUCCUACAGUGCACGCACCAACCUCACUGUUAUCCCUGACUCUUUGACAGCAGCAGCUCCAGCCCAGACUCUGUCCAAAGUGGAAGGCGACACGCUGCAGCUGACGUGUGAGGUGUCUCGGGUCACAACGCACCACACUCACUUGUCAGUAGGUUGGUACCUGCGGUCCCCUGAGGAUGCCGCUCCACCUCAAGAACUGGUCACCUUGUCGAGAGAUUUUGUUCUGCGCUCCGGGGGGCCGUAUCGGCAGAGAAUGGCAGCAGGGGACCUCAGGCUGGACAAAACCAGCACCACUGCCUACAGGCUGACCAUUCACAAGUUGCAGCCGGUGGACCAGGGCCUGCUGUAUUGCCAAGCGGCUGAGUGGAUUCAGGACUCAGAUGGCAGCUGGUUUGCUAUGACCCGAAAGCAAAGUGACAAGACUCAGCUUCGGAUUCAACCCACUGAUCGGGACUUCAGCAUCCAGGUUAGCACGGAUCGACGGUCCUUCACGGCCGGUGAGCCGCUGGAGCUUCGCUGCACCAUUGAAGCCCAAAACGUCCCCGAGCGCUUCUUCUCGGUGUCGUGGGUCUUCAGCAGCUCACCGGUGGCCGUGGUGGGCCCCAAUGCCGUGCCUGCCCUGGGCUCCGAUUAUGUCGCCCGAGAGGCCGCUGGUCACAUGACUGUGCGUAAAGAAAGUGCCAAUGUUCACCUGCUAAAGCUCCAGAACUUGCGCACUGAGGAUGCCGGGAAAUAUAUCUGCCGUGUGACGGAGCGGGAGAAGACACCUACAGGAGAUUUCAUCGAUCGCAGCAAGAGGUCCCGUAAUGUCCAGAUCACCGUCCAGCCGCUCAAGAGCAACAUCACCAUUUCCAUGACCAGCAACUCCUCGGAGGUCCUAGAAGGUAAUGUGAUUCAGCUAUCCUGCUUGGUCCAGUCUGCCACGGGCCCCGUGACUGUGUUCUGGCAGUGGACGAACAAACAGGCAGUGGGACCAGUGCAGGAGGUGGCCUCCGUGGAUCGGGAUGGCACUGUGUGGCACAGCCCCACCUACAGGGAGCGCUCCAGCUACGGAGAGAUACGUGCGGAGAAGGUGCGGUCUGACAUGUUCACAUUGUCCCUGUACAACUCCUUGCCUGGGGAUGAGGGCCAGUAUAGCUGCACGGCCACUGAGUGGCUACAGACCAGUGCCGUGCCGCAGUUACACUGGGAGAAGAUCGGAGAGAAAUUUGCAACCAAGACCAUCACCGUCAAAACUGUUGAGUCCUCCUUCAUGGUGUCGGCCUCAUCGCGGACUCCGAGUGUGACCUUCGGAGACUCCUUUGACCUCCUCUGUUUGGUCAAGCCUCGUCACAACCCUCGCGUUCCCACGUCUGUGACCUGGCGCUUCAAACCGGCUGGCCCAGGAGCGGACGCCGAGGGUCAAGAGGAGUUUAAAGAUCUGGUGACUUUCACCCGCGACGGCACGCUGCAGUGGGGGGAGCAGCUGCUAGGACUGGGAACGCGCACCACUGUCGACCGCUCCCAUGCCAACACCAAUUUCCGUCUGUCCGUCACGCGGGCAGGGCGGCGCGAAGCAGGAACCUACCAAUGCACUGCUGUCCUGUGGAGAAGAAACUAUGACAACAGCUGGAGCAGAGUAGCCAAUCGUACCUCUAACCUUCUUGGCAUCAGCGUCCUACAGCCAGUGAGUAAGCUUCGAGUGCAGAAAACCAACCAGUCUCGGGUGUACCUGGAGGACAGCCGGCUCAGGAUCAAUUGCUCCAUUGCCGCCCAGUCCAGCCUGGACUCCCAGCACACCGUGCUGUGGUACAUUCGGCAUGCAAUGGGGUCAGAAGCAGACGAGCUUCUGCUGAAGAUUGAGCGAUCGGGGGCCUUUGAGUAUGGUGCCUACGCCGAUGAGGAGAGACUGCGGCGCCGCGUGCAGGCAGAGAGGCUGUCGCCUCGUCUCUACAUGCUGACGCUGAACAGGGUAGAGAGCAGCGAUUCCGGGACGUACUACUGCCUGGUGGAGGAGUGGCUGACUGACCCAGACGGAGCAUGGUACAUGAUCUCCCGGGAGUCUUCAGGGUUCACUCAGGUUCUUGUUAAACGGCCAGAAAUUCAACUGCAGGUGCAGGAGUUGGAGUCCAACAUAACAGUGCCAGAAUCCGCUCCGAUCCAGCUGGGCUGCAGCAUUUCUUCCCAGUCAUCCCGAGACUCUCGGUUCUCUGUGUCCUGGUACGUGGAACGCUCAGAUGAAGAUGAAGAAGAUGGCCUGCCAGGUGACCAAGAUCAAGGACAGCAGUGUGUGUUCUCCAUCGGGCAUGAUGCAGUGUUUGGAAAUGGAAACUGCAACCCCACCGAGGAGGAAGGUCCAUAUUCCCGUCUGCAGUUUGAAAGGAUGACCUCUGACCGGUAUAGCCUGACCAUUCAGGCAGCGCGGCCCUCAGAUGCAGGACGUUACUACUGCCAUGUAGAGGAGUGGCUACUCAAUCCACGCAACGCAUGGUACCGCCUGGCCACCAACAAUUCCGGAUUCACUAUCGUCAACGUAAUUCAACAAGCCUCCACCGUCCAGUCCGUCGUGUGCUCCAAUGACUCCCUCUUCUACUUUGUCUUCUUUUACCCGUUCCCCAUCUUCGGCAUCCUGCUAAUCGCCAUGCUGCUGGUGCGCUACAAGAGCCGCAACAACAGCAAGAGCCAAGAAGGCAAGAACGGCGCCCCGCUGCUGUGGAUUAAAGAACCUCACCUGAGUUACUCUCCCACCUGUCUGGACCCACCCGCUCUCAGUCUGCACCCCGGAUCUGUCGACUAAACAAGAGCACCCCCCUCUGGCUCUUGGGGCAUGUCAGAUCUGGGCGACACAGUGAUAUGGACUUCACCUUCAGACCUUCUUGUCUCACUGUUGAUUUAGUCAGUCGGUUGGUCUGUUUAAAUAGCUCGGCUGCCUGUUUUGUGUUAACAACAGUUUGUGCGAGUGCGUGCGUUGUGUGUUGGCCAAAGCGUGGAGCGGAAUGUUUGUGCCACGUUAGCACGAGCGACAAAUGAAGG